Molecule: messenger RNA, 1497 nt
Organism: Rotaria socialis
Lineage: Eukaryota; Metazoa; Rotifera; Eurotatoria; Philodinida; Philodinidae
Source: the annotation of a GenBank genome assembly
AUGCUUUCCAACGUGCUUCAAAUCUAUAAUAAUUAUUUACUUGUUGGAUUCCUAAAGGAGACGAUUGUGGGCACUUCAGGUUACUUUAACCGUGAAGAAGCUUUGGCGCUGUCUCAACGUGUGAUUGGCCUAUACACACUAACAAUAAAUGCCUCAGCUGUUCAGCUUAAUGAAUUUGCACGUCACGCCCUUUCACAGCUAACAACAACGUUCGAUUCAGACCUCUACGAGGAUUUUAUCAACACUUGUGGAACCCAUGUUAUAACUAGAUCACUUGUGGGUGGCAUGAUCGAAGAGCGAGCUAAAGUACCCCGAUGCUCUCGCGUUUAUGAUGAUGCUAGUUUCGCUCAUUGUAUACCAUUUGGUGACCGGGGUGCAAUUAGUUCUAAUUGUACCUACUAUACAACUCAAAUCCGCGUGAUUUCAAAACGCCUUCUUGGCGGUAAUGUGGAAAUUGCCGACGGAAACGAAUGGAAAAGAACGUUGGCUGUCGGACCUGCUCUCCUACAGAUUCUGGAGAUGGUUCCUUGGUAUGACUUUAUCACCAAUAAUGCGGUAAAACAAAACUUAAUCACGAUCAUGCGGUAUCGACAGACAAAUUUCGAUUUCAUUCAAGCAGAAUCAGCUCGACUAGUUGAUUCACGUUUACAACCAUGCAUUUCAGGUGCUCAGACAAUUAUUAGUUCACUGUAUAAGUCCUUAAGUAUUCCAUAUCCUAUUUUGAGAGUACGUUGGCGGAAUGGAGCAAUCAUCGUAUUGUUGAACGGAAAAAUUGGAGCGGCUUCCGGUCGAAUUGCAGCUGGUGGAAAUGGUCAACUGAAAUAUCCAAGUGAUGUGAUUCUUGAUAAAGCAAGAGACAGUCUUUUCAUUUGCGACCGGGGAAACAAACGUAUUGUACGAUGGUUUCUGCGAAAUGCAAAUAAUGGGGAAACAAUCAUUUCUGGAGUAACAUGCAUGGGAUUGACAAUGGACGAACAAGGGUUUCUAUAUGUCAGCGAUGUUGAAAAGCAAGAGGUGAGACGGUGGCAAGUCGGAGAAACUCAGGGAAUAGUGGUGGCAGGUGGAAACGGGAUAGGAAAUCGACUUGACCAACUCAAUGAUCCUCGAAAAGUCUUUGUUGAUCGUGAUCAUUCAGUGUAUGUUUCCGAAAUGGUGAAUGAUCGUGUGAUGAAAUGGGUAAAAGGAGCAAGAGAAGGAAUAGUAGUGGCUGGCGGUCGUGGCAGAGGAAGUUCACUUUCUCAAUUGAAUCUUCCUGAAGGAAUUAUAGUUGAUCAAUUAGGAACUCUGUAUGUUGCUGAGAGAGGCAAUAAUCGAAUAGUGCGUUGGCCAAAAGGAGCAACAGAAGGACAGAUUCUUGUUGGUGAAAGUAGUGCGGGAUCUCUACAAAAUCAACUCUUUGGACCAAUCGGUUUAUCGUUCGACCGACACGGCAACCUUUAUGUGGCUGAUCAUGGGAAUCACAGAGUUCAAAAGUUUGAAAUCCAAUUAGCGGCAUGA